ACCAUCUUUUGCAGACAUAUCUGCUCCGAUUUCUAUCUACAACAAAACGCACUGACAGCGAGUUUACGCACAAUCCCAGACUUUUGCAUCCCCUAUGUCAGCAAUCUAAGCUCUCUUCUGCGGGUAACGUUGCCCCAACCACCCGCUGUGUGCAUAAUCAGCGCGCAAAAACAAAAAACUAGCUCGAAAGGGGCUAUGAUGGCGGCGGACUGUGUUGGUUUCCAGGCUCAGAUCGCAUCCAUCGUGGAGAUUUUGGCUAAUUCUGCCGUGGCCGAGAUAUGUAAGCUGGUGGAGGACGGAUAUGCAGCGCUCCGGUCCCAGAUGGAGCAGGAGCGGGAGGAAAGUGAGAAGGAGAACGAUGCUCUGCGGCAAAAACUGCGCCAAAUGGACGCGAAAGUGCGCAGCUACGAGCGCAAGAUGAAGAGACGGAGCAACAACCAGCGAGAAGAAGCAAGCAUGCACGCUGUUCAUUUGAUGCCACAAGAAGUGUCUGAAGGCUUGAUUGUACCUGUUACUCUUGGAGAAGAGGACAAAUCAACACAGAUUCAACACAGUUCAGUGCUUCCCGUAAAACAAGAAAUAAUGGAUAAAGAGGACUGUAAUCUGGAUCUGAAAGUGGAACUGAACAUCAGAGCAGAGUGUGGUGAGUCCAAUGCUCUGGAAUCCAAUGAAGAAACAGCACCUGAAAAUAGCACCACUCCCCCCACUUCUCAAAUGGUACCCACUUCCACCGAUGCUACCAUAGACCUAACGUGCCGACCCAGAGCUAAGCGCAAAUCAACCAAACCUGUCGCUAAUCCUGCAAGCAUCACACCUACUCCGACUGCAGAAAGCCCUAUUAAACCAGAAAUUCAAGUCAUUGAUGAUGGAGAGGAUGACCAAGCAUCUCAACUUCCUGCUAAUUUAACUGAGGAAAAUAGCCCAGAGCGUUUGAACAAUUUGGGGAUGGAUUUAGCCUGGAUGCAAGAGCGCGUGACACAUCUGGGAGCUGCAUACGCCGUUGCUCAACUCGGACUGGGCAAUUCCGAAUCUGGCCAUGCCUCUUUCCAAUCACAAGCGAGUGGAGAUAGCUUGGAAGGCCCUCCUACAAUGAUUUUCCCAUCUUCUGCACAUGAAAUGGCUGCGUUUGCCGCUACUUUUGACCUCUCCGCUGUUGUAGCAAGCUCUCAGAACCCCCCCACGUUAACACAACCUACUCCUCCACAAGCUACACCCACAUCUGCCUCUACCAAUCAGAGGCGCUCUUAUAAGAAUUCAAAAGAACCGGCAGCAUGUAAUAUUUGCGGUAGGGUUUUUCCCAGCGCAGCAACAUUAGAGUUACAUCAACGUACUCAUUCAGGAGAACGACCAUACACCUGUCCGCAUUGUGGUAAAGGAUUCGCACAACCAAAUAAUCUACGAGUCCAUUUGCUAAUUCACACAGGUGAGAGGAGGUACAGGUGCACGCUUUGUGGUAAGAGUUUUAUUUCGUCCAGUCACUUAAAGAGGCAUCGCACGGUCCACACGCAGGAGAAGCCAUACAGCUGCUCCAGAUGUGGGCAGUCCUUCAGCCAGAUGUGCAGCGUGAGAAGGCACCGGCAGCAGUCUCAGUGCGGACUCUAGAAUGGCAAAAAACCAGCUAAAAUAAAUAUGUGCAUGAAUUAAAAUGACUUUAGCUCAGAAUGUGAGUUGCUUUGACUAGUGAUGCAAGUUGAAGGUAUAUGCAUUUUAGUGGGAAAAUAUUUAUUAAUAGUGGGAAGGUACUUGGAAGUAAUGUUAUUUCUUCCAUUUCAAAAAAUAUUUCAUAAUAAUUUAAAGUUGGAUGUAGGAUUAUGGGUUAUAAUAAAUAACUUAUUGAAACUGAAAUUAUUUUGAAUAACCUGCUUAUAAUGCAGUUUGAUGUAUUCUCAGAUUUGAAUGGGUCUAUUUUUUUUUUAUAUUAUUGCCUUCUAAUUAAGUUACCCCAUAGGUGAUUAGCCCUAGCCAUGCCUUUAAACUCCUAUAUAUAUAUUUUUUUUUAUCUGUUAGGAAAAUUGAGUUUUUAUCUGAAGAAAAUGUUUCUGCAAAUUGGGUUGAAAACUAAAUUAUAGUAAGUUAAAUUCAAAUGUAAACUUGGCCAAACCAACAAACCAAAUAAAGAUUCUGUCAACUCAAGUCAUUUUAAUUCAGGUACAUAUUCUUAAACAGUUGAAAAUGACAAUGAAAAUUCCCAUUGCCAGUGAAAGCUCCAGUGCAUUGAUGUAAGCAUGAACUCUGUGCUGUUCUGUGUUCUGUGUCUUUAAUAUCACAGUGUUAUAUUUGCAUUAAGUGGUUUGUCUCAGUCUUGCCAAUCUAAGCCUUCAAUCAGAACAAGUCAUCUUGGCAACAUUUUGAGAACUUUAUACCAUUCAAAAGAUGUUUUGUUUUGUUUUGAAUUGUUAAUUGCUAUGACAGUAGUCCUAAUAUUUCAUACUAACACACCCCCUUACAUCAUUAACAUAUGUAAGGGAUGUGUGGAGAGGGGUUUGCUUCUAGGCUGUGGGUAGAUUCUUGGUUUUAUAUUGACAUAUUCUUGACCAGCCCAAGUUUGGUGGUACAGUGGUGGUGAUUGGUUAACCUUAGAGCCAAAAGGUCUUUGGUUUAGUUCCCAGACUGCGCACUUUAUAUUUGGAGUUUGUAUGUUCUCCCUUCACCAGUUCUCCCAUCAUACCAACAUAAAUCAUGCACUGUAAUUUCUCUCUUUUCUGAAUCAAAUCCAUGUCAAUGCAAUAAUCCAAGAUUAUGUACUAUACUGUACACUGAUGAACAUUUCUUGAGAUGUUCUAGAUUUAGCUUCAGGACUGUUUUUUGUCUCUAGUCCCUGAACUGAUGUUACAGUGUUGGCCACUGUAUACGGGUCAUGUUUUUGUUAUUCAAUAUUCUUUUUGUUAUUCAAUAUUCUUUUUUAAUGUGAAACAGGAACCAGCUCAAUAUAAAAAUAUCAGUAUUUUCACAUCCAUAUACCUCUACAUGUAGCCAUAUCAUUGUGAAAAUACUCUGAAGAUAAGCAGGGCAGGGCCUGAUUAAAACUUGGAAAAAGAUCCCAGGUGUCACAGUAGGGCAGCAGUGACUUUAUUACUGUUAUUACGUCCUUGAGCAAGACACUUUGCACACUUUGUCCAUGCACACUCGAAUGAGAAUGAAUGUGAGACAAUUGAUGGAAUUUGCCCCAUGGCUGAAAUCGGUCAUGUUUACAGGAUGUAUAUGAUAUUUGUUAAUUAACAUACACUGUUCUGACCCAUUCAACACAUUGUAAUAAAUGGAGCCAGCGACCUUCUUGCUGUGAGGUAAACGUGCUAUCUACCCAUAGAACACACUAGCUUUGUGUCUUGUUUGACAAAUUGCACAGCCAGAGAUCCUUGUUCUGAUCAAAUUAAAUUGGCUCGACUCCUUUUUGUUUUGUUUCUCCUAUGUGGAGAAGUUUGAGUGCCUGAAGCUUUGAAAUGCGGUUCCUUGUGGUGCUAUAAAAGUGAAUUAAGACUUAAUUAUAUAAGGCCUGACUUGUAUAACUGGUUCACAAACUAAAACCAAUCAUACUUUUAUAUUUGCCUUACCGUUCUGAGCUCUAAAAUCUGUUCCACAUGUUCAUUAAAACACUAUAGUUUUUUCAAAUGUUUACAGUCGUUUCCACUAAAAUGUUCAACACUACUCAUUUAAAUGAAUCAUAUGUACAAUUUGCAUUUUAUAUUCCACAGCCAUGACCCAGCUGUGUCCCCAGAUACGAGAUCUGUUUCAGAUCUAGUUUUUAAUAGAAACAUGUCUAAUAUUGAUCUGUUUUGAAUUACAAAAAGAUUGGACAUGAUGGCCAAAUUGUUUAUAAUAUAUUGUGUUUUGGUUUUCAGGAUAAUUAUACUAUCAGAAAGCAGAAUAACUCACAUGAAUCACUCACUUGUCACUUUGUGACAUAUGUCUGUGAAAAGCACUAUAUAAAUAAAGACUUACUUACUUGGGUUGCCAGGUUUAAUCCUGAAAUUCAGUUGGUUUAAACCUAAAAUGCCUCUCUGAUUUGAAUGGUCACUACCUAAACCCCAGAACCUGCAAAUGAUGACUCAGUGCUAAUGAAGCCUCUGCAGCUCAGUGAGGGAACUCUGGAGAUUCUGAGCUUUCACAUGAGCUAUGGCCCGUCCAUAUACUGAGACUUGUAUGUAUCUGCAGGCUAAUGCACUGGCAACCCAGUACGUUUUUAAAAGUCAUUCAGCACAGGCUAUUAUAAAUUAUUUCAUAAAUAUUUAUUGGACAUAAUCGGUUCUCUGCCAAUUAAGUAACAAACAAUAAGUAUGUUCUUUGGUCAUAUAUUAGCUCAUUUUAAUUCACAAUAUUUAUCUUAUCUAUUUUAUGUGUUUUAAUAUUUCUGACUGACUACAGUAUUUUUUUUUUUUACAAGACAUCUUGCUUUUUUUUUUUUUUAAACUAAUUGAGAGUAAUAACAAUUCUCAGCCAAUUCAUUUAAAAAGCAGCAUUUAUAUUAACUUUGCCUGAAAUUGAAAUGGCAUUCAACUUUAUUCUGUUACACUUGUUUUUAUUACUACAAGAAUACCUUGACAACGUCUAUUCUUACUGUGAGCGGCAUUACCUCUCCAUGGCUCUGACCUGUAAGUCUGUCUCCAUGGAGAUAAAUAAGUUUUAUUUCAUACUAUUGUGGCAUGGAGCAUUACAGGCAAAGUAAUAACAUCUCCAUGAAGACAAGCAGGUAGCAGUCCCUCCACCUGAAAAACUUCAUUGUUCCCCUUUAAAAUAAGCACUUUUGACUGACUACAUUAUAUUUUGAUCAAUAUACCAACAAAAAAAUAAAAUAAAUAAAUAAAUAAAGUCAGUUGAUGUCAUAAGCUUCCUGAAUCACUUUACAAAUCUGAAUGCAUUGUUUUAAGUACAUUGAAGUUCAUUGUUUCAUUUGUGUUUAAAACUGUAAAAAAUGUACAAAUAAUAUUUUGUGUGGUGUCUUGUUUUGGAUGUUGACCUCUUGAGCUGCUCUCAUAAAACAAUUGCCUUUUGAAAUGUCUGUGUGAAAAGUUGUACAAUAUUCAUUAAAUGUACAAAAUGUUUGCAAUGAGCUAGUUUUUUUUUUUUUUUUUUUUUUUUUGCAUUUAAUAAUAUGGCUUCAGUGUUAUAUGAUGCUUUUUCACUAUACUGACACAUUCAUGCAGGUAAAUGGAUGAAGUUCUAAGACACUAUGCAUUGCUACUGCUGGAAAUUUAAAUUUGAGAGUGGGGCUAUUUGCUUCAGUUCUGCAAAAGAUACAGAACAUUUGUUUUAUUAUUUAACAACAAAAUAUGACAAAAAUCAGGAUCCAGCCAGAUCUUAACUGGGUCUAAACUGAUCCAGUACAAACCAGGAUCAGAACUGAAAUCAGGCCUAAAACCCAGUCCAAACUAGUACUAAAAACAACCUUGCACAGACUAAACAGGGACUAAACCAGGUCCAAACAAGGUAUAGACCAUAACUACACCAGAACUAAACCAAAUCAAGAUUAAACCAGGACUAAAACUGGACAAAACCAGGUCCUGACAAGGUAUAGACCGGGACUACACCCAAACUAAACCAAGUUUUGAAUAAGGAUUCAAGAAACUAGGUCUAAAACAGGACUAAACCAUAUCCAAAUGUAAACUAAACCAGAUCCUAACCAGGUCUUAACCAGGACCUAAAAGUUAUGCUCUUUUCCCACCAAAACAAAAUAUGGAGAUGUGUCCCAACUUCCGUUUUCAAUAAAUCAAGAGA
This is a messenger RNA of Boleophthalmus pectinirostris (great blue-spotted mudskipper), 5712 nucleotides long. RefSeq names its product zinc finger protein 544-like. Gene Ontology annotation, molecular function: RNA polymerase II cis-regulatory region sequence-specific DNA binding; DNA-binding transcription factor activity, RNA polymerase II-specific. NCBI's taxonomy places the organism in Eukaryota, Metazoa, Chordata, Actinopteri, Gobiiformes, Gobiidae. The transcript is spliced from 4 exons. Bases 196 to 1602 code for a protein of 468 amino acids. The record is from RefSeq and is a predicted model, not a curated record. Gene Ontology annotation, biological process: regulation of transcription by RNA polymerase II.